AAUAAGUCCAUUUGUGAAAUUUUCUUGCUAUUAAAUAUUCCACAGUCAACUGUUAGUGGUAUUAUAACAAAGUGGAAGCAACUGGGCACAACAGCAACUCAGCCAUGAAGUGGUAGGCCACGUAAAAUGACAGAGCGGGGUCAGCGCAUGCUGAAGCACACAGUGCGCAGAAGUUGCCAACUGCCUACAGAGUCAAUAGCAAAAGACCUCCAAAUUUUGUGUGGCCUUCAGAGAGCUUUAUGGAAUGGGUUUUCAUGGCCGAGAAGUUGCAUCCAAGCCUUACAUCACCAAGUGCAAUGCAAAGUGUUGGAUGCAGUGGUGUAAAGCAUGCCGUUGCUGGACUCUAG
Molecule: messenger RNA, 347 nt
Organism: Staurois parvus
Lineage: Eukaryota; Metazoa; Chordata; Amphibia; Anura; Ranidae
Source: the annotation of a GenBank genome assembly